Messenger RNA from Cryptotermes secundus, 450 nucleotides. Its product is annotated as zinc finger and SCAN domain-containing protein 31-like. The record is from RefSeq and is a predicted model, not a curated record. Gene Ontology annotation, cellular component: nucleus. The annotation marks the transcript as partial. The transcript has 2 exons. Gene Ontology annotation, molecular function: RNA polymerase II cis-regulatory region sequence-specific DNA binding; DNA-binding transcription activator activity, RNA polymerase II-specific. Gene Ontology annotation, biological process: regulation of transcription by RNA polymerase II. NCBI's taxonomy places the organism in Eukaryota, Metazoa, Arthropoda, Insecta, Blattodea, Kalotermitidae.
AUGGAACCUCAAAAACGUGCCCGAUAUUCCAAACUUCUCAAUGCAGAAGAACUGGAGGAAAUAUUGAUGGAAGAGGAAUCUUAUGAAGAGUUAGAAGAUAUCAAUGAUUUCAUUGAACCUCGAGAAAAUAUGUCGUCAUCAUCAUCAUCAUCAUCAUCAUCAUCAGACAAAGAGGCAGAGGAAAUGGAAAUUAGGUUUCGUGAUAGAAGACCUGGGGAUUUGCCAAAGUGUGUGCUGAAUGAACAUCAGUUCAUACAAAGUGAAUGUCCAUUUCCAUGUGACAUUGAUAAUAAGUCAUUCACCCGUAGUAGUCGUCUGAAGAGAUAUCGGCAUAUACAUGCUGCAGCCCGAUCAUUUUCCUGUGAUGUUUCUAAUAAAACAUUCAGUAGACAGGGUCACUUGAAGGAACUUCAACGCCUACAUAGUGGGGAGCCGCCAUAUUCCUGUGAU